AUGUCGUACUUACUUACGGAAAUAGCCCUGGAGAUGCUGGGCUACAAGUUCUACGACACUAAUGGCAUAUUUCACCUUACAAAUUUCCAAAAUAACACGACGCUCAGCGAGUCGCAUCCCGACGAGCCCUCGCUGACCGAAUUUAUCGAGCAGGCCGAAUCCGCGGAUGGUUUUCCUCCUGGUCAAACUUCUCAGAAGGAUGCGGAUCCGGUCGCCGGCCCCAGCAACGCUCUUACCCUUGAUUCACACAAUCCGCGACGCACUCCGGCCAAAGCACUGGCCAAAAUCCUAGACUAUGAGAGCGACAAGAUUGUAAACCAAAUAAGUGCCCGUCUGCAGCGGUCGGUGGUGCGACGAGCAGCAGGGCACAGUGAGGAGCUGUUAGGCGAGGUCGUAGACGAGGAGAGACGACUUAUCAAGGAAGAUGCCGCCGAAAUGAGAAAGUUUCGCGAGUUCCUGCAAUCGCGCCUGCAGCGACUGGACAAGCGGCCCUAUGAAAAGUACGUACGGACCUUUGGCGCGGAGUAGAACCUAUCUCGGUACAACACAAUAAUUUGAAACAAGUAUAAUUAAGAAUUGGCCGUUAAGUUGUUUAUAAACAUGAAUAAAAUGGUUAUCGACAGUUUGA
Drosophila ficusphila is the source of this 628-nucleotide messenger RNA. RefSeq lists its product as uncharacterized. The transcript has a single exon. The record is from RefSeq and is a predicted model, not a curated record. The coding region runs from base 1 to 528 and encodes 175 amino acids. Lineage: Eukaryota; Metazoa; Arthropoda; Insecta; Diptera; Drosophilidae.